CCUAACCCAACACCUGGCAUCACUUGGUUAGGUUUCACUCUGUUAUUAGCAUUGCUCGUUUACGACACGUGAUUAGUUGUAUUUUCCAUUUAAGCCUGGUAAAAUAUUUGCAAAGAACAGUUGAAGAUACAUCCAAAUAGAAUAAGUGCUAUUUAAUGUUUUUAGAUACGCAACAGUAAAAUGGCUAAAUCGCUGCGUAGUAAGUGGAAAAGAAAGUGUAGAGCAAUUAAAAGGGAACGUUAUGGUGCAAAAGAAUUGGAAAGGUUAAAAAAAACAUUGUGUAUCGAUGAGUAUGGAUCGCAAGAUGCUGAAAUGGCAGAGAUAUCAGAAAUUGCUACAGUUGUUGACGCCAAAACAAUAAAAGAAAAUGAAAAGGCAAAGAAAACAGAAACAGAUGGACAAAAAAUGGAUGUAGAGUCGAGUAAUGUUAGGGUAUACAAUAAAAAGACACUGAAAGAUCAGUAUGGAAACUAUCCGAUAUGGAUGAGUUUGCGAAAGAUUGUCAAACACAAAAAAGGUAGAGCGAAAGCUGAAAAAGCAAGUCUAAAGUCGCACAAAAGAUUAACUAGGAAGCAGAAGAAGAAAGCAAAACGAAACUAAUCAUUCUGAAAAAUUGUUAGCAUUAAUACCUUUCCUCCUUAAACUUCCAUACUGUAAAAUGGAAAUAAAUUGUAUUAUAAAUAAAAAACUCUGUAUGCUACCUUCCCUAUAUAAACUAAUAAACAUCGUCUGAUUCAGA
Hylaeus anthracinus is the source of this 739-nucleotide messenger RNA. RefSeq names its product protein LLP homolog. Gene Ontology annotation, cellular component: nucleolus. NCBI's taxonomy places the organism in Eukaryota, Metazoa, Arthropoda, Insecta, Hymenoptera, Colletidae. Bases 181 to 600 code for a protein of 139 amino acids. Gene Ontology annotation, molecular function: RNA binding. Gene Ontology annotation, biological process: dendrite extension. The record is from RefSeq and is a predicted model, not a curated record. The transcript is spliced from 3 exons.